Messenger RNA from Betta splendens (Siamese fighting fish), 1478 nucleotides. RefSeq names its product ribosome biogenesis regulator 1 homolog (gene rrs1). Gene Ontology annotation, molecular function: protein binding. The coding region runs from base 78 to 1142 and encodes 354 amino acids. The transcript has a single exon. Gene Ontology annotation, cellular component: nucleus; preribosome, large subunit precursor; nucleolus. NCBI's taxonomy places the organism in Eukaryota, Metazoa, Chordata, Actinopteri, Anabantiformes, Osphronemidae. Gene Ontology annotation, biological process: endonucleolytic cleavage in ITS1 to separate SSU-rRNA from 5.8S rRNA and LSU-rRNA from tricistronic rRNA transcript (SSU-rRNA, 5.8S rRNA, LSU-rRNA); ribosomal large subunit biogenesis; ribosomal large subunit export from nucleus. The record is from RefSeq and is a predicted model, not a curated record.
GGACGUGACCCGGAAGCAGUUUGACGUGUUUAUCUGUUCCACACGUGGGGAGCGAGCGUUGAAGAGCACACGCCAACAUGGCUGCGUGCAGUGUGGAAGAGCUGUUGGCCAGGGCUGAAGAAGAAGAGGCCCAAAAGCUCCGAAGCAUCUCCGUCCACAAAGAGCUGGACCUGGAGUUCGACGUCGGGAACCUGCUGGCGUACGACAAGAACCGCAUCGAGUCCCGCGACUUCAGGCAACAGAAGAAGGAAGACUUCCUGAAGGCUUUAGCUCGUGACAACACGCAGCUGCUCAUCAACGAGAUCUGGAAGCUGCCCACGGAGAGGAUCGAGGAGGCGAUAGUGGCCAAACUACCGAGCCCCGUCACGCCUUUACCCAGAGAGAAGCCGCUGCCGAAGCCCAAACCCCCCACAAAAUGGGAGCAGUUCGCCAAACUGAAAGGAAUACAGAAGAAGAAGAAGACCAACCUGGCGUGGGAUGAAAACGCCAAGGAGUGGAGGAGGCGCUGGGGCUACAAGCGGGCCAACGACAGCACCAAGGACUGGCUGAUCGAGGUGCCGGAGACCGCGGACCCAAACGAGGACCAGUUCGCCAAACGCGUCGCCGCCAAGAAGGAGAGAGUGGCCAAAAACGAGCUCAACCGGCUGCGCAACAUCGCCAGGGCGCAGAAAGCCAGGGUCCCGGGCGUGGGUCUGCUUCCCACCGCCGCCCAGUCCAAAGACGAGCUGUCCAGGGCCGUGAGCGUGGCCAAAACCUCCACGGCGUCCGCGGGGAGGUUCCAGGACCGGCUGCCGAAGGAGAAGCCGGCGAAGACGGGCAAGAGGCGGAAGUUCGAGCCGCUCAUCGGGAACUUCUCCAACGAGAAGCAGAGGCAGCUGGAGCUCCUGAAAAUCAUAGACAGCAAGCGGCCCAAGAUGGACAUCACCAGGGCCGUCAACAAACAGAUGCGGGAGGACGACCAGGAGCAGGCGGCCGGUAAACACAAGAAGAAGGGACGCAGAGGACACGCGCCAGGGAAGGGACGAGGAGGCGGUGGGAAAGGGAGCGUGCCAGGGAAGGGCCGAGGGGGAGGAGGAGGGGGGAAAGGAAAAGGAGGCAAAGCUGCAGGAGGGAAGAGGAGAGGGAAACCUGGCAAGCGCUGAUGAGACCUCACAUCCGCGUGCAGCUCGUCUCAUGCAAAGACUGCUUCACCUGUGGACGGUGAUUCAUGUGAAUGAGCUCCGGUGGAAACCGGGCGCUGUGUCUUUAAUAUGUGUAAUAAUGUGACACACUUUGAUAAAUUCACUCUUGAGACCUCAACACAUUAAAAACAAGUCAUUGUGCUCCUUCUCUGUAACUUAUAAAAGGUCAAAAUGACACAUCAGUGAUGGGUGUUGACAUGCUGCGAUGCUGAGUCGACCUCUCGGAUCAGUUGCUCAGAGGUUGAAUUUAUCUCAUUUGACCGUAUCAGUUUUGCAUAAAUAACUACUUUGCAAUAA